AUGCUUGCUAAAUGAGCUGAGUCUGCACAGUGCAUUAUUGUAAGAUGUGUUCCGACUCGGGUUUACAUUAGAAAAUGUCAGUAAAAUAACCGUUUAGAAGAUGCAUUAUUUAUGUAUAUUAAAGGUCUGAAUAAAACUCGAUAACUCAUGGAAGGCCAGCGUAAUUCCCAGGAAAAGCAACAGAAGCCUUUAAACCACAGGAGAUCAGGAACAUGAUGUACUCAUGAACCAAACAGCAAACACGACUACAAACUCCAUCUUACUGGCUUAAUGCUGUAGAAACACUCAUCCAUUAUGCUGAGUCGCCUUCAGGAGCUCAAGAAGGAAGAGGAGACUCUUCUGAAAAUAAAAGUCAUGCUGCAAGAUCAGCUCAACAGACUUAAGUUUGAGGAAGGGACCCUGAGGUCAAUGAUAAAUGCCCAGUCUGAAGAAAGCCCAAAUGAAGCCCCUGCCCCUGAGGUGGAAGUCAACCUAGAUGAUGAGACUGAGAUCAACCAGACCAAACUAGUAUUAGGCGCUCAAACAGACUAUGACAUGGAAGAAGAAGAGGAGGAGGAAGAGGAUGAUGACGAGGAUGAUGCAGAUGACGACCUCGAUAUGGUGCUAGAAGAUGAGGAAGAUGAAGAUGACUACUGACUGUGCCUGCAAAGACGGCGUUAUCAUUUACUCCUGUGUUUAGGUGUGUAGUUUGCACAUUUGGCAUGCUGAAAGAGACUACAUCAGUCUCUCUGUCUUAGAUUGGUGUUGCUUUAGAUAAACUGUUGGUUCACCCAUCUAUAAAAUCCUCCAAAAGUAUGUGUAGCACAAAUACAACUCCUCCUAUUACUGUGCUGUUGGCCAAGCCUGCACUGUAUGUAUUUUUUUAAAUACAUACAUUAAAGAUUGCACCAAUUCUAUUUCAUGGAGUUCACCGAGUGAUGCUGUACUAAAUAGGCUUUAUUUAAUAUUGUAUUGUAUUGCUUUCAGAUUGAAUGCAUUAUGAUUAUGAAGCUGAUGAUAAGUAUUAUGUAUGUACAUGUUCCUGUUGUGAGGUAUUCGCAGAGGUACUUUUUCUAUUUGGAGUGAGUGUGUGGACUAGGCUGUGUGUGCGCAUGGGCAUGAGAAUUGUUCUAGCUGAGCCAGUAUUCUAACUUUUUUGUACUUCAUGUGCAGCAUUGUUAAUAUACAGAGAGUUCCUAUGUUUUCUUAAAGAAAAACAUCUUUUCUGCAGAUUUUAAAGAAGGUGCUCAGCGUAAUUGCAUUUUAAAACACUUCAACUUAGCACUGUUUCUUUAACAGAGCGAUGCAGGUUGUUUGGUUAGGUGUUUUGGUGUUGCCUUGAUGUAAGUGUAUGAUGU
Sinocyclocheilus grahami is the source of this 1337-nucleotide messenger RNA. RefSeq names its product snRNA-activating protein complex subunit 5-like. The record is from RefSeq and is a predicted model, not a curated record. Gene Ontology annotation, biological process: transcription initiation at RNA polymerase III promoter; transcription by RNA polymerase II. NCBI's taxonomy places the organism in Eukaryota, Metazoa, Chordata, Actinopteri, Cypriniformes, Cyprinidae. The coding region runs from base 295 to 636 and encodes 113 amino acids. Gene Ontology annotation, cellular component: nucleus. The transcript is spliced from 4 exons.